GGCAAGUAAAUGUGAAUGCAACGCAAGCCCUAACAAGAACGGUGGCCCAGAUUUACAGGAGUGUAUAAACGAAGCACCGCUUUUUUCUCUCAUUGGCAUUGGCGCUGAGAAGAAAGAAAGAGAUUCAUUCACACAAUUUCUCAAACACGACUCUCUCUCUCAUCCCUCUCUCUCUCUCUCACACCAUUUCACGUUAGAUCGAACCUUCCCACCUUUUCCUCAAUCUUCAUCUUCGUCUUCCUCGCCUCGUCUCUCUCUUCUUUUCCCGCGGAGAUUUCUAUGUCACUCACAAUUAUUACACCUUGAAUUCCAUCAAAGGCUUACUUGAUUGGUGUAUAUCCAAAGCGGGCAUUGAGAACGCGAAGUUCAUUGGCAUUAAAGCUAGCUUUACCUGAGUUACUUUCUUGCUAUGGUGGCGGAUUCCGUGUUGAGGUGUGUUUUCUCUGACAAAUGAAUAUUUCAACUGGAAAUUUGGCAAGCAAUAACGAUUGUACCACUGAGAAGAUGGGAACUGAACACUGUGAUUUGUCUAAAAAAGCAGCUCAGAUCGACAAUGAAUGUUUAGACAACGAACAAAAAGUGCUUGGUGCUGUGUUAACCGAUUCUGUUAUCAAUGAAAAGUCAAAUGAAGUUUCUGUGAGUAUGACUGAGAAUUCUGUUAUUGAACUGCCUGAACCACCUCGUCCUUGCUCAGAAAAUACUUGUCAGACUUUAGAAAGUUCAUGUCUUCAACAAAGUACCUCUGAACAAGUUUGCUUAUCUGGGGAUAAAUCAGAAAUUAAAUGUCCUCAAAAUGUUGAAAAUGAAGCUGGAGAAAUGAGUGAUGCAGUAACUCCCUUUGUUGUUGUUGAAGAGCAAACACAAUCUGUUCCUGCUCAAGUGAACUCGGAUUCUGUGAACGAGCUAUUGGAUCCACCUUCUGGAGAUGUUAAGGAAAAUAUUAAAAACGUAUCUGGUGAAACGAGUGAUGUAGUAACUGGGUUUGUUGAAGACCAUACGGAAUCUGUUCCUGCUCAAGUGGACACAGAUUCUGUGAACGAGCUACUCGAUACGCUUUCUGGAGAUAUUACGAAAAAUAUUAGUUCAAAAAAAGAACCUGGUGACAAGACUGAUGUAGUAACUGGGUUUGUUGAAGACCAUACGGAACCCGUUCCUGCUCAAGUGAACACAGAUUCUGUGAAUGAGCCACUCGAUACACCUUCUGGAGAUGUUACGAAAAAUAUUAGUUCUAAAAACGAACCUGGUGAAAUGAGUGAUUUAGUAACUGGGUAUGUUGAAGAUCAUAAGCAAUCCGAUCCUGCUCAAGUCAACACAGAUUCUGUGAACGAGCCACUCGAUACGGCUUCUGGAGAUGUUACUAAAAAUAUUAGUUCUAAAAACGAACCUGGUGAAAUGAGUGACGCAAUAACUGGCCUUGUUGAAGACCAAACGCAAUCCGUUCCUGCUCAAGUGAACACUAAUUCUUGGAAGAAUGAGAUACUCGAUAUGCCUUCUGGAGACGCUGCAAAAAAUAUUAGUUCUGAUUGUUCAGAAAGAAAGUCUAAUAACCCGCCUCAGUUGCGAGAGAAACAUGCAUAUAAAAAAACCUCAAAAUUAUCGAAGAAGUAUAUAUUAAGGUCGUUAGGAAGCAGUGACAGAACUCUGCGGUCAAGGACAAAAGAUAAUAAACCUAAAGAUCCUGAACCAAUUAAUACUGUUGCUGAUGUUAAUAAUGAUGAAACGAAGACAAAAGAAAGGAAGAAGAAGAAGAAAAAGACGAGAAAAGAGGGAUUUAAUGAUCAAUUUUCUAGAAUUAGAGCUCAAUUGAGAUAUUAUCUGAACCGAAUAAGCUACGAGCAAAACUUGAUUGAUGCUUAUUCUGCCGAGGGAUGGAGAGGAAGCAGUAUGGAAAAACUAAAGCCUGAGAAGGAGAUUCAACGGGCUAAGUCUGAAAUUCUUCGACGUAAAUUAAAAAUUAGGGAUCUAUUUCAAAAUUUGGAUUCAUUGUGCGCUGAAGGAAGGCUUCCUGAAUCUUUGUUUGAUUCCGAGGGAGAGAUUGAUAGUGAGGAUAUAUUUUGUGCAAAAUGCCAGACCAAAGUGUUGGCCACUAAUAAUGAUAUAAUUCUCUGUGAUGGUGCUUGUGACCGUGGAUAUCACCAGCUCUGUUUGGAUCCUCCAUUGUUAACCGAAGACAUACCACCUGGCGAUGAGAGUUGGUUAUGCCCUGGAUGUGAUUGCAAAGAUGACUGCAUCGAACUUGUUAAUGACUUGUUAGGGACAAGUCUCUCUCUUACCGACACCUGGGAGAGGGUUUUUCCUGAAGCAGCUACAGCUGCUGGAAGUAUCUUGGAUCACAACUUGGGACUUCCUUCAGACGAUUCUGAUGAUGAUGACUACAAUCCUGAUGGUCCAGAUGAUGGUCCAGAGGAUGUGGAGGUUGAAGAAGGUGGAUCAAGUUCUGACGAAUCUGAGUAUGCUUCUGCUUCUGAGAAAUUGGAGGAUUCCCACCACGAGGAUCAAUACAUGGGACUUCCUUCUGAAGAUUCAGAGGAUGAUGAUUAUGAUCCUGACGCUCCCAUCCUUAGUGAUAAAGCAUCUGAAGAAAGUUCAAGCUCUGAUUUCACAUCUGACUCUGAGGAUCUUGCUGCUACAAUUAAGGAUAACAUGUCCACUGGACAAGAUGGUGAUGUCACAUCUGCAUUGUUGGGUGAUGUCAAGAACUUCAAAGGUUCUAGCAGAAAAAACCAUAAGAAGCCAUCUAUAGCUGAUGAACUUUCAUCUUUACAAGAGCCAGGUCAAGAGGAUUUGACUCCUGUUUCUGGGAAAAGAAAUGUGGAAAGGUUGGACUAUCAAAAGCUGUACGAAGAGACAUACCACAGUGAUACUAGUGAUGAUGAAGAUUGGGCUGCCACUGCUACUCCAAGUAGAAAAAAGAAAAACUCUGGCAAAAUGACUCCAGUAUCACCAAAUGGAAAUGCCUCAAAUAAUUCAAGACACACUGGUACAAAUAAUUCACCCACCAAAACACUUGAAGGAUGUACAGAAUCUGGUUCCAGGGGUAAAAAACGUGGAUCUUCAUACAAAAAACUUGGAGAAGUUGCUGUUCAGAGACUUUACAAAUCUUUCAAAGAAAAUCAGUAUCCAGAACGAUCCACAAAAGAAAGCUUGGCGCAAGAACUUGGACUCACUUUUCAACAGGUUGACAAAUGGUUUGGCAAUACUCGAUGGAGCUUCCGGCAUUCACCACGUGUGCAGGCUAGUCCAGGUAGUAAUGCUUCACAGCAGGCCACCGACAGCGGAGCUGAAAAUAAAGGAGAGAGAGGUAAUGCUUCACAGCAGGCCACUGACAGCGGAGCCGAAAAUAAAGGAGAGAACGAACAUGAAUUAGUUUCCCAGGAGACUAGUGAAGGAAAAUCAAGAACCCGAAGUUCUAAGAAAAGGAAGCGUUUGUCUGAGUCGCAGACAUCUGAAGCAGGGCCAGUUCAUAGCGGCCCAACCCCCGAUUCCUCGCCGAGAGUUGAUACAGGCAAUACAAUGAAAAAAAGAAAGGGAAAUGAUACAUAAUUGUCUUUUUCUAAGGCAGCAAGAAUAUAGUAUCCAUCCUUUUGUGAGAUUGAGAUUCUCAGAUGAUCAGCUCGGAUCAAUCAAUAUGUUUCCAUUCAUGAAGGUAAUCUCUCAUUUAUGUUGUUGUUUGUAUUUUUAGAAAUAGCUAUUCAGGUAUUCAUGUCAAGUGAGUUAGUUUUAGUGUUUCCUCAUGCAAACCCAAAAAUUAGUUGUAAGAUACUAGUUUUUGAUUAUUUAUUUUUUUGUUUUCAUUUUUUUUACAGAGACCCUAUUCAUUCCACCAAAUGAUGUGUUUUCUCCUCUUUUGAGGGUAGUUACUAACAAUACAAAAAGCCAAAAACAGAUGGAAAUAGGGCAACGAUUUAUUUUAGGAUUAAGUAUUCAUGUUGUAUUGUGUUUUUUUAUCAGUCAUGUUGCACCGUGCUAGUAACAAAAUGUCAAAACCAAUUAGGAGCAUCACUUAUAUGGGUAACGAUCCUCUACAUCUCAAAACAAAUGGAGAUGUUGAUUAA
Messenger RNA from Trifolium pratense (red clover), 4055 nucleotides. Its product is annotated as homeobox protein HAT3.1. Bases 451 to 3543 code for a protein of 1030 amino acids. NCBI's taxonomy places the organism in Eukaryota, Viridiplantae, Streptophyta, Magnoliopsida, Fabales, Fabaceae. Gene Ontology annotation, molecular function: chromatin binding; DNA binding. Gene Ontology annotation, biological process: regulation of DNA-templated transcription; chromatin organization. The transcript is spliced from 10 exons. The record is from RefSeq and is a predicted model, not a curated record. Gene Ontology annotation, cellular component: nucleus.